AUGUUGUCAACAUUAGGUCGAUCACAGAUCACUCUACAAAAGGUCCUAAAGGCUCAAGUUGGUGGAGGCCUCCACCCACUAACCUUCACACCUAUGGCCAGGUACACAACCAUCACAUCUUCAAAGUCAAUGCUCAACACCGGUCACAACAUCAAUGUUGGUGCAAGACAAAUGCGCUCUACACUCUUUUCAAGAUCAUCAUCGUCAUCAAUCAUAAAUGUCGACACCCCAUUCAAUGUCAUUGGCCGCAACAGCAACAGCAACAUGAGCAGAAGUUACACAAGCACAUCAUCAUCAUCAUCAACUCAAGAACAAGAGAGUCAGAAACAAGAGCAGAAGCAAGAACAAGAAGAAGAGGUGGUCGAGGACAUUGGUAGAAAGAGAGUUGGAAGAUGGUUGUUGUUCUCAGCUGGACUUGUUGGUGUGAUGGUUGUAGUUGGUGGCAUCACAAGACUCACUGAAUCAGGUCUAUCAAUGGUCGAAUGGAAGCCCAUCGUCGGUGCCAUUCCACCACUCACUCAACAACAAUGGGAGGAAGAGUUUGAUCGAUACAAGCAGUAUCCCGAGUAUCAAAAAUUGAACAAAGGAAUGACAUUGAAUGAGUUCAAACAGAUAUUCUUCUGGGAGUACUCACAUAGAUUGAUGGGCAGAAUGAUUGGUGUGGCAUUCUUCUUCCCCUUUGUCUAUUACUUGCGCAAGGGAUACAUCGAUAGGACUCUGGCAAAGAAGUUGACGGCGAUAUUCUUGCUCGGUGGAGCACAGGGCGCACUCGGCUGGUACAUGGUCAAGUCUGGAUUGGACGAGAAGUUGAUCGUGGGCGAAGUGCCACGUGUCAGCCAAUACAGACUGGCCGCACAUCUUGGCUCGGCCUUUGUAAUCUACUCCUCACUGCUCUGGUAUGGUUUGGACCUGGUGUCGCCGAGACUCUCCCAGGCGGUCAAAGCAGGACUCAAACCAAAUGCAGCGACACUCAGUGUCCUGCGCUACGCCUCGCCUGUCGCCGGCAUGAUCUUCCUGACGGCCAUGUCUGGCGCAUUCGUAGCCGGUCUAGACGCCGGAUUAAUAUAUAACACAUUCCCACUGAUGGGAGGCCAGUGGGUGCCCGAGGACCUGAUCAAUCCACGCAUCCAACCAGCCUACAAGAACAUGUUUGAGCACGAUGUCACCGUGCAGUUCCAGCAUCGUGUGCUGGCCACACUGACCUACGCCUCAAUCCUCGGUCUGACACAAUUGGCUCGCCGUGGACGUGGUGGACUAACACCUCGCGCGAGAUUGGCCGCCAACAGUCUGGCUGUGAUGGGCACUGCACAAGUGAUCCUUGGUAUCUCCACACUCCUAACAUUCGUCCCAGUCUCACUUGGAGCCAGUCAUCAAGCUGGAUCCCUUACACUCCUUUCCAUAGCCAUCUGGUUACUACAUGAGUUAAAGAAGUUGCCUAAGUAA
Messenger RNA from Acytostelium subglobosum LB1, 1443 nucleotides. RefSeq lists its product as hypothetical. Gene Ontology annotation, molecular function: oxidoreductase activity, acting on NAD(P)H, heme protein as acceptor. Gene Ontology annotation, biological process: heme A biosynthetic process. The coding region runs from base 1 to 1443 and encodes 480 amino acids. The record is from RefSeq and is a predicted model, not a curated record. Gene Ontology annotation, cellular component: mitochondrial inner membrane. NCBI's taxonomy places the organism in Eukaryota, Evosea, Eumycetozoa, Acytosteliales, Acytosteliaceae. The transcript has 2 exons.